AUUUUCCUCCAAAGAAAAACUAAAAAGUUGUUACACAAAAAUCUAAUAACACCCUUUUUUUUUCAAUCUUGUUUUCCAAAUUCACACAUUUCAAAUCUUUCUUUCUGAAUCCCCCCCAGGAGGUAUGGGGAAGAUAGAAAAAAAUAAUAAAAUGAAAACAAUGUUAGCAUCAUCUCAACAUUUUCUAUCAUCCUUUUCUAUCCUCCUGGUCAUUUUGUUGGCCUUUUUCACUUGUACUAUUUCUUCAAGUUUCAUUCCAAAAGAUAGUUUUCUUAUUGAUUGUGGUUCUGAAAAUGUAGUCACUUUACCUGAUGGAAGAACAUUCAAAUCUGAUCCUCAAGCUAACUCAUUUUUACAAGCUAAUGAUGAUUACAAAGUUUCAUCAAAUGAUAAUAGUGUUAAUCUUCCUUCACCUAUUUAUUCAAAUGCAAGAAUCUUCAUUCAAGAAGCUAAAUAUUCUUUUCAUUUAGUUCAACCUGGUUUUCAUUGGAUUCGUCUUCAUUUCUAUCCAAUCAAAAACAAUGUCUUUGAUCUUCAAAAAGCAACUUUUUCUGUCAAUACAGAAACUUUUGUUCUUCUUCAUAGUUUCAAUGUUAAUAAUACUGAUAAACCAAUCCUCAAAGAGUAUCUCAUCAAUGCAACAGAACCACAGUUAACAAUAUCCUUCAUUCCUUUGAAGAAUUCGGCCGCAUUUAUCAAUGCGAUCGAGGUUGUUUCCGCUCCUGAUAACUUUCUAUUCGAUAGCGGGUCGGGACUAUUUCCGGUCGCUGAUGUGACUGGUCUAACAACAUAUGCUUUCCAGCCUGUUUAUAGGUUGAACAAUGGAGGACCAUUGAUUACUUCAUCAAAUGAUACACUUGGUAGAGUUUGGGAAUCUGAUGAAAAUUUUUUGACUAAUAAGAAUUUGGCUAAGAGUGUUUCUGUUGCUACUAAUGCUAUUAAGUUUCCUUCUGAUAUGCCGACGAUAUCGCCUUUAAUUGCGCCACAAACUGUUUAUGCUUCUGCAACUGAAAUGGGGGAUGCUGGUGUUAACAUGCCAAAUUUCAAUGUGUCAUGGAAAUUUGAUGUUGACACAAGUUUUAGUUAUCUUUUAAGAUUGCAUUUUUGUGACAUUGUGAGUAAAGGGCUUAACCAACUUUACUUUAAUGUUUAUGUGAAUGGAAAAAUUGCAAUUCCUAAUUUGGACUUAUCAGCUAUUAAUGGUGCAUUAUCAACACCAUAUUAUAAAGAUAUUGUUGUUAAUGCAACAUUGAUGACACAAGGAUUAACUGUUCAAGUUGGUCCUGCAAAUGCUGAUGGUGGAAAUGCUAAUGCAAUUUUGAAUGGUAUUGAGGUUUUGAAGAUAAGUAAUACUGUUAACAGUUUGGAUGGUGAGUUUGGUGUGGAUGGAAGGAGAGUUGGUGGAUCGAACCGCGGCACGGUGGCAGCGGUUGGAUUUGCAAUGAUGUUUGGUGCAUUUGUUGGUCUUGGUGCUAUGGUGAUUAAGUGGCAUAAGAGGCCACAAGAUUGGCAAAAGAGGAAUAGUUUCUCUUCUUGGUUGUUGCCUUUACAUGCUGGUGAUACAAGUUUCAUGAGUAGUAAGACUUCAAUGGGAAAAAGCAAUGUUUUCUCAUCCUCAAUGGGAUUAGGAAGGAUAUUUUCAUUUGCUGAGAUACAAGAAGCUACUAAGAAUUUUGACUCAAAAAAUAUUAUUGGUGUUGGUGGAUUUGGUAAUGUUUAUUUAGGUGUGAUUGAUGAAGGGACACAAGUUGCUGUUAAGAGAGGAAAUCCACAAUCAGAACAAGGGAUUAAUGAAUUCCAAACUGAGAUACAAAUGUUGUCUAAGCUUAGACAUAGGCAUUUGGUUUCAAUGAUUGGUUAUUGUGAUGAAAAUGAAGAAAUGAUUUUGGUUUAUGAGUAUAUGCCUAAUGGUCAUAUGAGAGACCAUCUUUAUGGUAAGAACAUGCCACCUCUUUCUUGGAAGCAAAGGUUGGAGAUAUGCAUCGGAUCAGCGAGAGGUCUACAUUAUCUUCACACAGGAACGGCGCAAGGAAUCAUUCAUCGCGAUGUCAAGACGACAAAUAUUUUGCUUGAUGAGAAUUUCACUGCAAAGGUUUCUGAUUUUGGACUUUCUAAGGACGCACCUAUGGGACAAGGUCAUGUUAGUACGGCUGUGAAGGGUAGUUUUGGUUAUCUUGAUCCAGAGUAUUUUAGGAGACAACAGUUGACUGAAAAGUCUGAUGUUUACUCUUUCGGAGUAGUCCUGUUGGAGGCAUUGUGUGCAAGGCCGGCUAUCAACCCUCAGUUACCUAGAGAACAAGUUAACUUGGCUGAUUGGGCUAUGCAAUGGAAAAGAAAGGGUUUGCUUGAUAAAAUUAUUGACCCUCUUCUUAUCGGUUCGAUUAACCCCGAAUCGAUGAAGAAGUUUGCUGAGGCCGCCGAGAAGUGUUUGGCGGAUCAUGGUGUUGAUAGACCUUCAAUGGGAGAUGUUCUUUGGAAUUUGGAGUAUGCAUUGCAACUUCAAGAAGCUUUCACACAAGGAAAAGUUGAGGAUGAGACUAAAUCUUCUUCAGCUGUUGUUCUUCCUACUACUACACCUCCCACUGUUACUGAUGAUCCCCCAUUUGCUUAUCUAAAAGUACAUAAUGGUCCAGCAGAAGUUCAAGCUAUUGAUGAUCAUUCAGGAACUGCAAUGUUUGCACAAUUUAGUAAUCUUAAUGGAAGGUGAAAAAUGACUUCUACAAAGUUGAUUCAUGUGAAGGAAGUGUUAAAUUAAUAAUUUUUUAUGAAGGUGGCCAAAUAAAAUGUUGGUGUAUAAUGAAUGGUGUGUGAUACUAAUGUGUGGUGUGUUUUGCAUAUUAUGAUUUGGAGUAUUAUUAUGUUACAUGGUAGAAAUUUGUAAUACGAUUAUAUGGUAUUUUUAUUACCAUUAAUCAUAUUAUUGUAUUAUAUAAUUGAUUUGUAAUGUAUUGUUAUGUAAAUUUUAGGGAGUGAUUUUAGAAGCAAGUUUAAGGAAA
This is a messenger RNA of Cicer arietinum (chickpea), 2996 nucleotides long. RefSeq names its product probable receptor-like protein kinase At4g39110. Gene Ontology annotation, biological process: protein phosphorylation. Gene Ontology annotation, molecular function: ATP binding; protein kinase activity. Lineage: Eukaryota; Viridiplantae; Streptophyta; Magnoliopsida; Fabales; Fabaceae. The record is from RefSeq and is a predicted model, not a curated record.